AUGCAGGUGAAAAUAGUUAUUGCCAGGCAAAAUUUCCAUUGUCCUUCAAGAAAUUUAACAUUUAACAUUUCUGCAAAUAGCACAAAUGGAGAUAGACAACAGCAAUGCAAAUAUGCCAGUUUGGAAGACCAACAAUGGUUCCAAAAAAACUUGCAGAAUCCUCAAGAAAUUAGAAAUAUGACUCAAGUUCCUGUGGUAUUGGAUUGGGGGAUAUACAAUUCGUCGUUCAACUUUUUUGCAAGUAAUCAAUCCAUGAGUCAUAAUUCUACCUCUUACUGCGAAAUUUCUGACAACACUACCUCUUCUAGUAGUCAGUUUCCAACUGUUCGAUGUCAGUGCUUAAAGGGCUUUCAAGGGAAUCCCUACGUUUUGGAAGGAUGUGAAGAUAUUGAUGAAUGUCGGGCGAACAUGACCAUAUGCGGGUCAAAAAUGAUUUGCAAGAACUUAAUGGGAGGAUACCAGUGCAUUUCUCUCACACCCAAAAGUUCGAAGACUGACACAGUCAUUCUAGCUGUUGCUGCAGGCCUAGCUUGUUCAGCUGUACUUUUUGGGACAUGUUUGUUCUGCAGCAUGAUUAGGAAACGAAAAAAGUAUAAGCUCCGAGAGAAAUUCUUCAUAAAGAAUGGUGGUUUGCUUAUUGUACAAACAUUUUCGUCUUCGUCCAUGGAAAGUUUCAAACUGUUCUGUUUAGAGGAGCUGGAAAAGGCUACUGACCAUUUUAAUGUGAAUAGAACACUUGGUCGAGGAUCACAAGGUACUGUUUAUAUGGGAAUGUUGACAGAUGGAAGAAUUGUUGCAGUAAAGAAGUCUGACUUAGUUAAUACCAGGAAUAUUGAAUGGUUCAUUCACGAGGUUGUUAUUCUUUCAAAAGUUCAUCAUAGAAAUUUGGUGAAGCUCUUGGGUUGUUGUUUGGAGACUGAAGUUCCUUUAUUAGUUUACGAAUACAUGCCCAAUGGAACCCUUUCCCAAUAUCUUCAUGAUCGAAGCAAUAAUUUCCAGUUCACAUGGGAUAUGUGCUUACGAAUUGCCAAAGAAGUUGCCAGCGGUCUUUCAUACUUGCACAAAGAACUUCAUGCAGUCAUCUGCCAUCGAGACCUCAAGUCGACUAAUAUAUUCUUGGAUGAUAAUUACACAGCGAAACUAAGACUUCGGAACUUGUGGAAUAAUUUCCUUUGA
Molecule: messenger RNA, 1176 nt
Organism: Pistacia vera
Lineage: Eukaryota; Viridiplantae; Streptophyta; Magnoliopsida; Sapindales; Anacardiaceae
Product: wall-associated receptor kinase-like 9
Exons: 3
Coding region: 1-1176 (391 amino acids)
Biological process (GO): protein phosphorylation; cell surface receptor signaling pathway
Cellular component (GO): plasma membrane
Molecular function (GO): protein serine/threonine kinase activity; calcium ion binding; ATP binding
Source: RefSeq, a predicted model, not a curated record